This is a messenger RNA of Scomber japonicus (chub mackerel), 3522 nucleotides long. RefSeq names its product regulatory factor X, 1a (influences HLA class II expression) (gene rfx1a). Gene Ontology annotation, molecular function: RNA polymerase II cis-regulatory region sequence-specific DNA binding; DNA-binding transcription factor activity, RNA polymerase II-specific. The transcript has 18 exons. Bases 125 to 2851 code for a protein of 908 amino acids. Gene Ontology annotation, cellular component: nucleus. NCBI's taxonomy places the organism in Eukaryota, Metazoa, Chordata, Actinopteri, Scombriformes, Scombridae. Gene Ontology annotation, biological process: regulation of transcription by RNA polymerase II. The record is from RefSeq and is a predicted model, not a curated record.
CGACAAGAACCCAGCAACGAGAAUCAACAACAACAACAACUGAAUCCGCCAUAAAUAUAAAAGAAGAUAUUUUACCGGUGGGAAAUACACACUUGGAACCAGAGUGUGAUUCCCAGUACUUGAAAUGGCCACCUCAGGCUACGUAGGUGAGAUCCAGCCGGGAGCCCAACCCCAGGGGGUUGGUGUCACUGUCACAUCUGGGCAACCGGACGCCGGCUCCAGCCCUGCGACUGCCCCCCAGUUUCUGGCUGAGAUUCAGACCACUGUAGCCACCUCCACAGUUGUCACACCCACAGGCCAAACUACCCCCACUGAACAAACCACUUCCAUCACCACUCAGAAGCCUACUGCUGGUAGUCAGGCCCAGUCCACGGCACAAGCCCAGCCAGCUCAGACACAGUAUGUGACCGCAGAGAUCCAGGGCUCCCCCACACAGUCUGGAAAUACUCAAAGCACUCCUCAGUACAUCGUUGUUACUGUCACAGAGGGCUCCCUUCACUCAAGUGACAGUGUGUCAGACUCUAGUCCUCCUCCAGCAGUGGUGCAGACUGGAGUGCCCACGCAGGUUGUUCAGCAGGUACAGACAGCUCAGCAGAGGUCUGUGGUGCAGGCCACUUCUCAAAUAGCCAAGACUGAGCCAGGCACCCAGCUCAGUGUCACCAGUCUACAGCCUGUUCAUAUCAGCCCAGAGGUCCAGCAGCAGCUCACAUCAGUGCCAGUGCAACAUGUGUACACCAAUCAAGUGCAGUAUGUGGAAGGAGGAGACACGAACUACACCACCAGCACCAUUCGUUCCAGCGCCUUCCCUUACACCGACACACCCCUGUACACCCAGACCACAGCUGCCCAGUACUAUGAAGGUCAGCCAACCUCAGGGUCACAGGCUUCCACCCCUGGCACACCUCUAACAGUGUCUGUGACUACUGGAACAACAGGUGGCGUGUCUAUGUUUGUGGCCCAGCCUACCAGUGCUGCAGGGGGAGGGGCCACAGUGGUGUCCACAGGUGUAACUACCAAUGGGGCAGGGGAUGGGGCAGGCACCAAUGGUGGGGCCACAGGAAGUUAUGUGAUCCAGGGGGGUUACAUGCUGGGCAGCAGCAGCGGAGCGGCAGCUGGCAACAGUCAGAACUACUCACACACCGCCCGCGCCUCCCCAGCCACUGUGAGUAUUACAGAGGGCGAGGAGGGUAGCGUGCCGUCGGCAGACAAAAAGGUACAGUGGUUGCUGGACAACUAUGAGACAGCUGAAGGCGUGAGUCUGCCACGUUCCACACUCUACUGCCACUAUCUGCUGCACUGUCAGGAGCAGAAACUAGAGCCUGUUAAUGCCGCCUCUUUUGGGAAACUCAUUCGAUCUGUGUUCAUGGGUCUGCGUACACGACGUCUGGGCACACGCGGUAAUUCUAAAUACCACUACUAUGGGCUGAGGAUCAAGGCAGGCUCCUCUCUUCUCCGCCUGAUGGAAGACCAGCAACAUCUGGCCAUGAGGCAGCAGCCCUUCUCACAGAAACAGAGGUUGAAGCCUGUGCAUAAAGUUGAGGGAAUGACCAAUGGGACAGCAUCAGGAGUAGGCCAGCAGCAGCAACAGCAGCAGGGGUCAGGGAAUGUCGACAUCAGCACCCAGGUUCAGCAGUACCAGCAGUUCCUAGAUGCAUCCAGAGCACUCCCAGAAUUCCCAGACAUUGACCUCCAGGGGAAAUCUCUACCAGAGGGCAUUGAGCUUGAACAUAUAAAGAGCUUUCAGCUUCUGUACAGAGAACACUGUGAGGCCAUACUGGAUGUGAUGGUCAACCUGCAGUUCACCCUGGUGGAGACCCUGUGGAAGACCUUCUGGAGGUUCAGCCAGAGUCAGGCGGGAGAUGCCACCUUGGCUGUUCAUGAUGAGUCAGAGAAGCGUCUCCCUAAGUCCUGCCUGGUGUUGCUGUGCAAGUAUGAUCCAGUGCUGCGCUGGAGCCGUGACUGUGACAACAGCCUGUACCAGGGCCUGGUGGAGAUCCUCAUUCCUGAUGUCCUCAGGCCCAUCCCCAGUGCCUUAACUCAAGCCAUCCGGAACUUUGCCAAAAGCCUGGAGAGCUGGCUGACCAACGCUAUGAUGAACAUCCCAGAGGAAAUGGUCCGCAUCAAGGUAACGUCCGCUAAUGCAUUUGCCCAGACACUGCGUCGCUACACUAGUCUGAACCACCUCGCCCAGGCAGCCCGUGCCGUCCUCCAGAACACAGCCCAGAUCAACCAGAUGCUCUCUGACCUCAACCGUGUUGACUUUGCUAAUGUCCAGGAGCAGGCUUCAUGGGUAUGUCGAUGUGAAGACCGUGUUGUUCAGCGGCUAGAGCAGGACUUCAAGCUUACUCUCCAGCAGCAGAACUCCCUGGAGCAAUGGGCUGCGUGGCUGGAUGGUGUGGUCUCCCAGGUCCUCAAGCCCUACCAACACAGCCCUACCUUCCCUAAGGCUGCCAAACUCUUCCUGCUCAAGUGGUCCUUUUACAGUUCCAUGGUGAUUAGGGACCUGACCCUGAGGAGUGCAGCCAGUUUUGGUUCCUUUCACCUGAUCCGCCUGCUGUAUGAUGAGUACAUGUAUUACCUGAUAGAGCACAGAGUAGCCCAAGCUAAAGGAGAGACCCCGAUUGCUGUCAUGGGAGAGUUUGCUAGUUUAGGCCGGGGUCUAAACCAGCUGGAUCCUGACAAAGAAGAAGAAGAGGAAGAGGAGGAGGAGAGUGAUGAUGAGGGUCAGGAACUGUCCCUCCCCUCAGACGGCGUGGUGCUCGGAGACGAGUCUCUGGAGCCCCCUGCCAAGCUGGCCAGGACUGACCAGAGAGUCCUCUUCACCACCGGCUCAGCUGACAACUUAGCAUAGACUAACGCUACUGGACGUGGGUCUCAAUAUUGAUAAUACACACACACACACACACACACACACACACACACACACAUAGAGAUGUACAAAGAACACUAAUUUAUACUUGUCAAUUUAUUUGUCACAUGUAUAUAGAUCUUGUAAAUGUGUGCGCAGUCAGUCCUGCAUACUGUAACUCUCCCACUUGUUUAUGCACACACAGUGGAAACACACACCCACUCAGUACUGCUGCUGCCUGGAUGGCACAAAACACCUGUUGGCGCUAUUGAUUGAAUACGCAAUUAUUGGAAUUGCGAUAGGAUAAACACCAGAAUCUCUUGGUGCAAAGAGAGAGACACACACAGAGCAUUUUAACCUUCAGUUGUUUGGAUCUGUAAAAAUGAACUGAAGCCAGGCAUGUGUUUUAGUUUUUUUUCUCCCAUCACAUUGCAACCCGUAGCCUCGCUGUGUCCUUGCUGAGAAACUUGUGCUCACCCUAGAUCCUCCUAAAACUGUCACUGCCGUAUCAAAGUGGUCUUGAAAAUACUGUGAUGUGUGUUGUGCGUGCGUAUGUGUGUGUGCGUGUGUAAAGGUAACUUUUACAGGAGGAGGACUCAAAGUGGAACCUCAGCAGUAAACGGUUGCUGAAUCUAGUUGUUACUUAUUCAUAAAAGGCAUUCGUUUUGUGGAAA